AUGAUGGAAUUGAAGAGACUUCGGGAGAAGGACGCACAUGAGCUGUCACUCCUAAGGAAGGAGAAUGCGGAGCUUAGGAGCGACAACCGUUCCUGGCAUCCAUCCCGUGGCACCCCGAACACUCAGUCAACACAUGACCAAGGAGAAUCGUCGGGAUGGUACAAGGAGACCAAAAUCCCUCAGCCUCCCGGCGGGGUGACGACGACGACCAUGGAUCAGCAAAGACGGCAAGGGAAAUCACCAUUCACUCCCGACAUCGUCGGAGCCCGAUUGCCGGACAACUGGAAAAACUUGGCUUUAGAAAGAUAUGAUGGAACCGUCGACCCCGAAGAACACCUCGAUGCAUUCGUUACUCAAGUCUGGUUGUAUACCGACGACGACGCUAUCAUGUGUAAAGUCUUCCCUACCUCACUGAAAGGGCAGACACUUAAUUGGUUCACAAGACUCCCACCAAGAUCAGUGGACUCGUUCACAACCUUAUCUUCCCGAUUUGUAAUACAGUUUGCCACAAGCCGUCCUCACCAGCUCACCUCGAUCGCAUUGGUCAACAUCCGCCAGGAAAAGAAGGAACUGCUAAGGACCUUCACGGAGCGAUUCGGGAGGAUGACAUUGUCGACCCGAGAUCUAGACCCAGCAGUGGCAAUGCACCACCUUACCACGGCAUUGAGACCAGGCCCUUUUGUAAACAGCCUAUGUAAAAAACCGCCUCAAGAUCUUGACGACCUUAGGCAAAGAGCUACUAAGUAUAUGCAGAUGAAAGAGUUGGCCGAGUUCAAAAAUCAGAACCGGACCGACCUUUUUCCCGGAAAGAAAGAAGUUGAAAAGGAACAUCCUCCAAGGCCUCGCCCUUGGGACGCGCCUGAUCGAGAAAGAACCAACAGGGGGCUUCGAUAUGCACAAUACACGCCGCUCAACGCCAGCAGGACCAAGGUGUUGGAAUAG
Molecule: messenger RNA, 942 nt
Organism: Cajanus cajan (pigeon pea)
Lineage: Eukaryota; Viridiplantae; Streptophyta; Magnoliopsida; Fabales; Fabaceae
Source: RefSeq, a predicted model, not a curated record